UUGAUGACUCCCCUGCCGCCUAAAGUCUCCACCAGUAGAAGAAGAUGAAGAGUCUUGCAAGCUGCAACAAGGAAAGAAGAAAGUCUCGCCCACAAUAUUUGACUAAGUUUAGUGAAGUUUUAGCCGUCCCCUUUCCGAGCUUCAAAGAGGAGCAAGACAAAAUCUGAGCUUCCAGUCCACCGCCUCUCUUUCUCUUCGGCCCCGGGCAAUUAGUUAAAAGGAAGGAAGGAAAGAAGCAGUUGCAGUGCCCAAACCAAUUUUUUUUAAAAAAAAACAAUCUGAAAUGAUCUAUUUGCAGUGGAAGAAGCCAGGUUGGGUUUUGUUUUGCUUUUUUCUAUAUCUGGGUCUGUUAACUGUUAAGGAAAUAGAAGGGAGAGGGAGAUUCUCUUCUCUGAAAUGUAAAUACACCACUACAUAGAUGGAUAGAUGGAACAAAAGAAAAAGAAGCAGAAGAAAGAGAAGUGAGAGAGCACUUGUUGUUUAGUUGGUUUAAAUGCAGUCUGCAGUGGACUGGAUUUCCUGCAUCAUCCAUUCUUCAUUCUUCAUUCUUCAUUCCUGCGGCUGCUUCCUUCAUCAUUUCUACUUCCUGCUCUCCUCUUAUUGCAUUCUAUCACCAAAACAACAAUUAAGCAACAGGAGGCACUUUUAUCACCUCGAUUUCCCAGCUCCAUUUUUCUACUUCCGACUUUCUUUCCGGGAAUCGGGAUUUGCUCUGCUCACUUCUAUUGAUGCAUAUUUUUCCUUUUUUUAAAAAAAAAAAAAAAUUAAACCAAUUUCUUUUAUUAAGGUGGUUCAGCUUUGCACCGUCUAUCUUUCUCAAUUUUUCCGGAUAGAUCCGAUCCGGAUUCGAGAUCCGUCGAAUUUGGUUCCGGAACCUAGAGUUGGAGACCCGCUUAAAAUCCGAAUCCGAUAAAAGCACGACAGGUCCGGAUCCGAAAUAAUGAAUUUCGGCCGAAUCCAACAAACCCGUUGACAGACCUAUACAUACAUAUAUAUAUAGUCACAUUAGUGAUGUGGUAUAAAUUUAUUUUAUCCUGAUCCUAAAGGGUACAAACGCAUAUGUAAAUCCAAAUUAUCACUCCUCAGAUGAUUGGGUAAUCCCUAAACUUUUGGAUAAUUAAACCUGAAAGAUACUUUUUAGAUAAUUAGGUAAUUCAUGAGUGUCUGCUUGAUAUCCCUAAACUUUUGGGAUAAAUGAAAGAGAAUAACAUCAAGUGAUUAAGAACGUGGUCUAAAUAGAAGAGAACUUUGCUCUUUUUCCAUUUUCAUAACACAUUAUUAUUUGCUUGGAAGCUAGGGAUCAUGCAAUUCUCAUUCCGCAUUCUUCAUAUCAUUAGAAGAGAACUUUUUCCCUUCUAUCCCAACUGAUCUCUUUGGAUGUUCUUUGCCCUUUUGACUUAGACAUGUUUCUAAUUUAACAGAAUAUUUCAUAUUUAAUCUAGAGAUUCUUGUUAGGCAUGAUGUAGUGAACCUUGCUGCAUGAAAUGAACUGGUUUAGAAACAAGAAACUGUAGAAUUAGACAUAAAAUUAAUUUUGUAGACAACUUUUUCUGAUAUGUAGAAAUACAGUGAGAUAAGAGGAAAAACAUUUGAAAAAAAAAAAAAAAAGUAGUGGGAAGAAGGAAGAUUAAAAAAGUAGUGGCUUAUUUUAUUUGUGGACUUAUCUUGUGUUAUUUGUAUACUUACCUUGCACAGAAAAGGGAAAAAAAUUCUAUACGAAAACAAAGCCUACAAAAAAAAAAAAAAUCUUUCAUUUCCAAAUCAAACCUUAGAUUAUGAGCUUUAAAAUGUAGAAUUUGUCAAGAAGAAGGCUUAAAAAAUGAAGGAGGUCAAUGCUAAGUUUCAGCUAAUACUUCAAAAAAAAAAAAAAUCAAAACCAUAUUACCUUGGUUAAAUUAGUUAGCUCAUUUAUAUUAGGAAUAAAAUCUUUUUUUUUUGGUUUGAUAGUAUUAGGAAGGAAAUCUUAAAGAAUAAUUCUUUAAAUCUAUUAUUGCAUGAUUAAUCCCUUUCCAUACCACUAUUGGAACAUGAUUAGAGAUUUCCUUUUUAAUACCCAUUUUAAAUCCUUACAACGUAAGAGAUCCAACUCAACCAGGGAUAUGAUGAGUUGAUGACAGUUGUUUUUUUUCAUAUUUUCUUUUAUCAUUUUUUUUCAGCAGGAGAGAAGUGAGCUUUAAAAAGUAGGAAGGAAGUAGGAAGGGAGAAGAGGGAUUCGAAUCCAAAACCUCUCGACAAAUCACAAAAAUCUAAAAUUCGAACCAUGGUUUUUGGGAAGAUCCGGAUAUGGAUCUAGUUGUCUUGGAUGAUGAUAGAUUGGUUGCUAGACAAUUUUGUACACUACGAUACGACAGGUGUUGUUGUAUCACAGGUGCUGAGCCAGAGAACCACAUCUAAUCGAGGGUAGAAAAAGAAUCAGCUUAAACUUGCAGUUAAUGUUACGCGUUUGGAGUCCCAGCCUUGAUCAACCGCUAUCUUUCUGCGGCUUCUCUCCGCGGGCGUCGCUGUGACACCAAUUUUAUAUCUACAUUAACGCUCCUACAAAUUAUUUCAUUUUGAAAGAACAUCAAGAAACAAGCAGUGCAAUACCAAAUCCCGAUCCCCUUUUUGUUAGGUAAAUACUACCAGCCCUUUUGUUUUUGGGUUUACCGCCCCCUUGAAUAUCUCAGGGGCCGGUUUGGCUUACAAUUUUCAAUUUUCAAUUUUCUUCUUCAUUGGUGUCAACAAUGGAGAAGGAUAACAAGAAGUACAUCACGGAUGAAGAGCUGAAGAAGCAUAACAGGUAUGAUGAUUUGUGGAUUUCUAUCCAUGGGAAAGUCUACGAUGUCACAGAUUGGGUAAAAGAACAUCCCGGCGGAGAUGUUCCCAUCCUGGAUUUAGCCGGCCAAGACGCAACCGAUGCGUUCAUUGCUUUCCAUCCCGGCAGCGCAUGGAAGUAUCUUGACAGAUUUUUUACAGGUUAUUAUCUGAAAGAUUUCCAGGUUUCAGAGGUUUCCAAAGAUUACCGGAGAAUUGCUACAGAAUUUACGAAAGCUGGUAUGUUCGAGAAAAAAGGCCACGGGGUGGUUUGCUCCCUUGGCCUGGUUACAUUGUUGUUUUCAAUUUCCGUUUAUGGUGUGUUAUGUAGCAACAGUUUCUGGAUGCAUAUGUUUUGUGGUGCCCUGUUGGGGUUCUCGUGGGUGCAAGUGACUUUCUUGGGUCAUGAUUCUGGACAUUAUCAGAUCAUGAGUACCAGAGGAUUCAAUAAGUUAGCCCAAAUCCUCACCGGUAACUGCCUCACUGGAAUCAGCAUUGCCUGGUGGAAAUGGACGCAUAACGCCCACCAUGUCGCAUGCAACAGCCUUGAUCAUGACCCCGAUCUUCAGCAUUUGCCUGUUUUUGCAGUCUCCGCAAACCUUUUUAAAUCGCUUACUUCCAAAUUUUAUGGAAGAAAGCUGACAUUUGAUUCAAUGGCGAGAUUUCUUGUGAGUUAUCAGCAUUUCACGUUUUACCCAGUAAUGGUAGUUGCAAGAAUAAAUCUUUAUCUGCAGACGCUCUUGCUGUUGUUCUCGAAAAGAAAAGUGCCAGACAGGGCACUGAACAUUUUGGGCAUCUGUGUUUUCUGGACAUGGUUCCCUCUGCUGAUCUCAUGCCUUCCCAAUUGGCAAGAAAGGAUAUUGUUUGUUCUGGCAAGCUUUUUCGUGUCCGCUUUCCAGCAUAUUCAGUUCUGUUUGAACCAUUUCGCUGCAAAUACCUACGUUGGAGCACCUCAAGGGAAUGAUUGGUUUCAGAAACAGACCAGUGGCACCAUUGACAUCUCUUGCCCUUCUUGGAUGGACUGGGUCUAUGGGGGAUUGCAAUUCCAGCUUGAGCAUCAUUUGUUCCCCAGGUUGCCCAGGUGCCAUCUCAGGAGAAUUUCGCCCCUGGUCCAGGACCUCUGCAAGAAGCAUAAUUUGCCUUACAGAAGUUGUGGCUUCUAUCAGGCCAAUUUGACAACAAUCAGGACUCUUAGGGCUGCAGCAUUGCAGGCUCGUGAUCUCACCAACCCUGUUCCGCAGAAUUUGCUCUGGGAAGCUUUCAACACUCAUGGCUGAGGAUUUCACGGAUGCAUCAAAUCUGUCCUUUCUUUUUUCGUUGUUUAGUUCGUAAUCCAAGUAGGUCAGUUAUUUGUCUUCUUAGCAUUGUUUGGAUUUGAUUUCUUUUUGCAAAAAAAUUAUCUGAUUGUAUCGUUAAUGCAUCUUCAAAUUACCUUUUUAUCUUUUCAA
Coffea arabica (coffee) is the source of this 4241-nucleotide messenger RNA. Lineage: Eukaryota; Viridiplantae; Streptophyta; Magnoliopsida; Gentianales; Rubiaceae. The record is from RefSeq and is a predicted model, not a curated record.